Messenger RNA from Trichomonas vaginalis G3, 1083 nucleotides. Its product is annotated as DNA/RNA polymerases family. Gene Ontology annotation, molecular function: DNA-directed DNA polymerase activity; nucleotide binding; DNA binding. Bases 1 to 1083 code for a protein of 360 amino acids. The record is from RefSeq and is a predicted model, not a curated record. Lineage: Eukaryota; Parabasalia; Trichomonadida; Trichomonadidae. The transcript has a single exon. Gene Ontology annotation, biological process: DNA replication.
AUGAAAUCAAACAAUUUACCAGUUGACCAGAAACAGAGAAAAUUAACUCAGUUAGCAUCAACACACAACCAAUAUCAACCAUUUUCUUCUUAUUAUCUUUGGUAUCUAAUCGACAGAUUUCAUUUUAUCAUCGAUGAUAUUCAAUCAAUUUUAACAUUUACUAAAAACACUUGUUUUAAUGAAUUUGCGAACGAAUUUAUGAACGAAAGACAAAAGGCUGAAUUAGAAGGAAAUAAAGGAAAAAGUUUAUUUUGCAAGAUUUCACUUAAUGGAUCAUAUGGUUACGAUGCAAUGAAUACACAAAAUUACGCAAAGACUAAAAUAAUGAAUGCACAGAAGGCACGCGUUGCAUGUAUGUCAAAUAAGUUUAAAAACAUAAGAGAAAUAGGUGAAGAUACAUAUCAAAUGAUGCUCAAAGAUAGAUUUUAUAGAUGUGAAACAUGUUUACAAGAGGCAUUCUUCACUUUAGAUAAUGCUAAAUACUGGUAUUUGGUUUUCAUUUAUGAUUUUAUGUAUAAAUGCAUGAAUGUUAAUCGUUUUCAUUUCAUUGAAGGUGAUACUGAUUCAUCUUAUUGGGCAAUCGCUGGUGAUCCAAAUCUUCCUAACACUCAAGCAUUUCAAGCAAUUGUUACUGAUAAACAAUUUUAUGAUAAAAACAUUUUCAAAUUCGCACCAUUUGAUUUCUUCUGUUUUGAUGAGAAAUUUAAACCUAAAUUAAAGAAUAAAGCUGAAGAAAAAGCACAUGAGAAGAAGUUAUUGGGUUUAGCAAUUGAGAAACAAGGUGAUAACAUGGUUGCUUUAUGCCCUAAAUGUUAUACAUCAUUCAACGGUUCAAUUGAUGGAAGUGAUUUUAAAAAGAUUGCACAAAAAAUGAAAGGUGUUAGUUUACGACAAAAUAAACAAUUAACACCUAAAAAUUAUUUGGAUAUAAUAAAUGAUAAAGUGAUAUUUGAUGGUCAGAAUAUUAAUUUACAACUUAAAAACAGGUCUGUGACUCGCUUAACAAUUGGUAAGACUGCAUUAACAGGAGCACACACUAAGGCUGUAUGUUGUGAAAAUGGAUGUUGUAUGCCAUUUAUUUAA